Dunckerocampus dactyliophorus (ringed pipefish) is the source of this 1777-nucleotide messenger RNA. RefSeq names its product probable G-protein coupled receptor 148. Gene Ontology annotation, molecular function: G protein-coupled receptor activity. The transcript has a single exon. Bases 789 to 1742 code for a protein of 317 amino acids. The record is from RefSeq and is a predicted model, not a curated record. NCBI's taxonomy places the organism in Eukaryota, Metazoa, Chordata, Actinopteri, Syngnathiformes, Syngnathidae. Gene Ontology annotation, cellular component: membrane. Gene Ontology annotation, biological process: G protein-coupled receptor signaling pathway.
CAUAUAAAUCAAUGUGACCGUCACUCUUUGUCUUAUUUUCAAUUUUUACGUAAAUAUUUCCUCAUUUAAAACCUACUUCAGAGAAAUAACUUGUAUAUCGAAUGAGUGUAAAAGAAUAUGUGUCUGCUGUGCAACUAAUGGUUCAAAAGCUCCACCCUGUUACUAUGACACGGCCAAGUGUCUGCAGCGUAGAAUCAUUUGUACGAGUCAACAAAGAAGACAUCAGAUAAAGGACAGGCGGCAGAAAAACACCUGGUGAUUUACACAAGAUUUCUGCCUUAAUGGAUGUGCCACACACACUGUGUUCUCUGCCAUGGGGGACGUGAGGUAAGAACUUUGCUCUGUCAAUACGUAUGUUUCAAGUCUGAAUAGAAACUAUUGAUCCAUAUGUUUGUCUGUGUGCUUUAACGAUGAAAUCUUGACUUGUCUGUGCCAUAAAGCUACAAGUGUGUUAAACGACACAUCGAUGUAAGCCUGAUAGUGUGUGGGACAUUUACAAUGGUUCUAAUUCACAUUAUUAGCAAUAAUGAUGUCCUAUUGUGUUAUCUAGUCUUGUCCAUACUGUAUGUGUAAUGCGCAUAUUACAUUUCAAUCAAUUUAGUUCCACACAACGUCUCCAAAUUAGUAGUAAAGCAAGAAACCUAUUGAAAGGUGCACGGGUGGGACUUUGUAACUAAUUACCUAUAAGUGACCAUUUGUCUAAUGAGUCUUGUUUUUAAAGUAAUACUCACGUGUUCCAUCAACAGGAAGCUGCUGGAGGAAGAAGUUGAUACAUACAACAAAACAAGAUGGCAGAGCCCAUCCUGAUCACCAAUCUGACACAGGAGUGGGUGGCGAGCCUACGUAGGUGGCACCUGGAGCUCUUCUUCAUCCCCACCACUGUAGUCACACUCGCCACCAUGCUGGUGAACCCCGUCCUCAUGGCAUGCAUCCUGGUGUCGCGUGCCUUACGGCAGGAGACACGCUACAUGCUGGUGGCCAACAUCCUAGCGGCGGACAUGCUCUUCCUCACCCUCAACCUGGCCACUGCCAUCCUCAAUGCUGCAAAGGCCGAGGUGCCCUGGCUGCUGUGUGAGUUGGUCACCGCCGUCACCGUCACGGCCUACUGCUGCGCCAUUCUCACCGUCACCCUCAUGGUGGUGGACACCUAUGCCGCCGUGCGCUGGCCGCUGCAUUACCACGAUCUUCUCCCGCCUGCUCGCACCCGCAGAAUCCUGCUGGGGGCUUGGCUGCUGGCGGCGACGUACCCCUUCACCCUGGUCAUCCUCAUGGAAGUGGAGAAGGGGAAUCCACAGGAGAAGGUGGCCGUGUGCCUCGUCCUCAUUUCCCUGGGCAUUGUUCAGGCCAAAAACAUGGCAGGGAUCCACAUCUACUUCUUUGUCGCCGCUGUCAUCUGCGCUGUGCUCAUCUUCUACUGCUACAUCCGCCUCUACAUGGUAACCAGAACCCAAGGCAUCUGGCAGAACCGCUUCUCCAGAGCACGCAUCACUCUGUUGGCCCACGGGGUUCUGCUCUUGCUUUACUUCACCCCUGGCUUUGUCUUCACCCUGGAGCUCCUGCUGUUUCAGAGCAAAGACGUCAGUCAAGAUGUUCGAGUGUGGGUGAGCACGGUCAACAUGUGUGUGUUCAUGUUGCUGCCCAGGGCUUUUGCUCCUUACCUGUACGCCCUGCGCUACCACGAGAUCUCUGAUACACUGCUGCAGCUGCUGCACCGAAGACUCAGCCACAUCACUGCAACUUAGGCGUCCUUUUAACUCAAGCACAACUUCACUGCCUU